UGUGAUAUUUUGUCAAAUUCUUGUUUCCCUAAUUGUGAAUUCAGACUACUGUUAUGGCCUAAAUGUUUCAUUCAUAUCACAUGGCCUCCCCUGAAGUGGUACAUUCCGGUCUGCCUGUUUGGCGUUCCUUUUCCCGUUGAAGUAGCAGCCAUGAGCAUGCUCAGGCUCCAGAAGCGGCUGGCUUCCAGCGUCCUGCGCUGCGGAAAGAAGAAGGUCUGGCUGGACCCCAACGAAACCAAUGAGAUCGCCAACGCCAACUCUCGUCAGCAGAUCCGCAAACUGGUGAAGGAUGGCCUCAUCAUUCGCAAACCCGUUACAGUCCACUCCCGGGCCCGCUGCCGCAAGAACACACUGGCACGUCGCAAGGGAAGACACAUGGGCACGGGUAAGAGAAAGGGUACGGCCAACGCCCGCAUGCCGGAGAAGCUGUCCUGGAUGCGCCGCAUGAGGAUCCUGCGCCGUUUGCUGCGCCGCUACAGGGAGUCCAAGAAGAUUGACAGGCACAUGUACCACAGCCUCUACCUGAGGGCCAAGGGUAACGUCUUCAAGAACAAGCGCAUCCUUAUGGAGCACAUUCACAAGCUGAAGGCCGAUAAAGCCCGCAAGAAGCUCCUGGCUGACCAGGCGGAGGCUCGCCGUACCAAGACGAAAGAGGCCCGCAAGCGCAGAGAGGAGCGUCUCCAGGCCAAGAAGGAGGAGAUCAUCAAGAACUUGUCCAAGGAGGAGGAGGUCAAGAAGUGAUCUGGAUCUACCUUUGAUGCCUCCUGUGAAGGGCCGUUAAUAAAAGUGUACAUAAAAACACCAA
Molecule: messenger RNA, 805 nt
Organism: Oryzias melastigma (Indian medaka)
Lineage: Eukaryota; Metazoa; Chordata; Actinopteri; Beloniformes; Adrianichthyidae
Product: 60S ribosomal protein L19
Exons: 6
Coding region: 151-741 (196 amino acids)
Biological process (GO): translation
Cellular component (GO): cytosolic large ribosomal subunit; ribosome
Molecular function (GO): structural constituent of ribosome; RNA binding
Source: RefSeq, a predicted model, not a curated record